AUGGAGAAGAUUGAUUCCGAAUCCGAUGGUCUAGCAUCGUCUAUCGAUACAAUCUGCGCUCAUUUGGAUCAAUUCAUUGUCUCACAGUAUGAGCGUGCGUACUCUGUCUUCAUUGAAGAAGUUGGCUUUGACCUGGGUGAGACAGUGAACAUGGUCUUUGGUGAAGUUCCCUCAAAGACCUUCCACCUCCAGUCCUCGUUUGGCCACGUUAUUGAGACACUCCUUCUGGGUGAAGAAUGUCCCGUGCACUUCGAGAAAGGAGACAUUCCGGUUUUCGUCUGCGAGCAAUGGAUUUUCGAACUUGAAGUCCCAUGUCCAUCUGCGGUCGGGGAACAGUCGAUUGAACACAUUCAACGUGAGAUUGAAAAUUAUUUCACAUCCUCUCCGUUGUGGUUUUGGCUGAGGGAGCACUAUCAAUCGAAGCGGUACAAACUAGCUCAUCGUGUCUGUCCAAAGUCGGAAGCCAGCCCAAAUCCCGGUGCAUCGUUCAUUUUAUCGAUUGGACAAGUCUCAUCCAUGUCAUCUUUGGUGCAACCGAAAACCAGGUUUAACUCACGAUGUACAAAGAAAAACACUUUCGCAUCUCACUCCCACCCCGCUAUCCACACCACGAACAGCAAGGAUAAAAGUUCCGUUGAUCCAUGGCUAAGUCAUACAUUCUCUCCCGUGCGUGUUACAGCGAAAGAUGUGUUGAGAUUGAGUGUUUUAUCACCUAAAUGGAUGCCAGCACACCUUCUGGAAUGUCCUCUUUGUUGUGAUCCGCCUGCAGAGUGUCUUGAAGACUGGAGUCACCAGAAUGACUCCAAGUCUCGAAAACUCCCGCCUCCAAUCGACGUGCACCAGUGUGAACCGAAAAAUGAUAGUAUUGAGCAAACAAAUGUACCACAGUCUUUCCCCGGUGUUCCUGGAGAUUUAUCAGUUUGCAAAGAGACAUUAAGAAGCCCGACCGUUGUGAUGACAGAUGUGCACAACAAUUUCUUCCAUGAUGUCAUCACUGACUCACUGUAUGAUAUACCAUUUUACUCGGUCUCUGGAUUCGACUCGGCCACUUCCACUCUCACAAAAAAGUCACGAGUAAGUAAAUCUAGUGACGUUGUCCAAACGCAGCUCGAAUCCCCACCGAGAAAGCAGCAACGAAUCGGCAGUGAGUCUAGCCUUUCCGGGUAUCCUGGGACGCCCCAGUCCUCCCCUCGAACUUCCGAACAAGAUGUAACAAAUCCCAACCGAGGAGGAACUAUGGACAAAGUGAUUGCUGAAUUUACUCAGCUCAACGUAGAACGGGUCAAUUUGAGCUCCAGCACAGGACGAUUGUCUUGUGGAAGUACCGAUGCGGACAAACUGUGUACCCAAUCAUUUUGCCUUUCAAUUGCGCCCGCAGAUGAUUCUUGCGAUACGGAUAUAUGUGACGCGCCUUUGUCACAUGGCGUGGCAAAGAAACGUGAACAUCCUCCUAAAUCAUCUGGUUCGGAUUGUUCCAGUGCGCUGGCGAACCCUUGCAAUCGAUCAGCGUUAUCGGGUCACUUGCCGCGAGAGAGAAGGCGAAAUGCUACUUCCGCUUGUAUUCCAACAUGGUCUUCCUCACUACAUAGAGAUGGCCAGCCGUUUUUCAAUCGUCGCACAGGAUUGCCAUUACAGUCCUCACCAGUACCGCUGAAAAGAAGUACGAGCGGAAGAUUCGAUUUUGACUCUUCACUGUGUUCGCUGAAAGGUUCCAGAAGUUCCACAUGCAUGAUCUACGGCCUUGACAAUCCCAAACUCGAACGGAAAUCUGUUGCUCAGGAAGAUUCGUACUCUUGCGACCCGGUGGGUUCGACUAGAGAUGCUCCAAAUUCCUCAGGUGGUGUACAGUUACGCCGACGACCGGCCAGUCUACGUCUUCACGUCCCGUCGAACGUUCAGAAUGGAAGGCACGAGGCGCCGGUCCGACGUCGAGCUUGUGCCCCUGAGGUUGACCAGGCAGAGAUAAGUUGCAGUGCGCCCCCUUCUGGCGAUCGGGGGAGUUUGCAUUCCGCUGGUAACAGCCGGAUGGCAAACACACUGGCUUGUACGCCACUUUCGCACAGUAGCUCACAACACUUGCUGGUCAAUUUUGAGGAAAGCAUGCUCAAUGGGCGAAUUCACCCGGUCGGACAAGUGGAAGGGUUCACGCUUGAAUUGGGUGCAAGUGGUUCUUUCUUCCCUGCACAUGAACGAAUCCCCAUGAAGGCCUAUUUCUUUGAUUUGUCCGAUGAUAACAAGCCAUCACCGUACUUGGGCUACGCUGAUUUGUGUCAGCUUCGAAACGGUAAAGGCUACCAUCUUCCGAUGAAAGGUUCCGUGCAACUUACGCUUUUCAACCCCAACAAAGUGGUGGUCAAAAUGUUCGUCAUCGGCUACGACUUUGAAGAUAUGCCCCGCAAUUCACAGACGUUCCUUCGGCAGCGCACGGUUUAUAUGCCUAUUCAGAAAGCCUCCACACAACAAGAUCCUGCUUGGAUCCAAGAUAAACCAAGUGAAGAUCGGGGCGAUUCAAAAGAUGACCUUCCCUCGGAGGACCAAAUGCUUGCCGCUGAUUCUUUUGGGACCACUGCCAAGCAAACCGAGGCCUUGCCACCGUCCUCAUCUGUCUCUUCUUGUUCCUGUUCUUCCCUCUCAUCCAUAUCAUCCGGCUGUUCUCUCACUUCGCUGUCCUCUAACCUGACGGUUAACUCCACGCGAUCGGAACAGCACGCUUUCUUGCGGUACCUGGUCCAUUUGAGAUUCCAUACAACGCGUUCAGGCAGACUGUAUCUACAUACCGACAUCCGACUUAUUUUCGCUCGUGACAAAUUUGAAUUCGACCCGCGUGUGGCCAACUACGAGUUGCGCUCAUUCAUCGAUGCGCCGACAAACCCGCGCUACUCGCCUAAAAAGUGGACCAAGCGACCACGAACUUCCGUGCCAUUCGUACCUCGAAUAACCUCGCCGUGACGGCCAGUACUCCACUGGCUCUAUUCAUCUAGUCGUUAGCUGCGUUGCGUAUGCCACAACUUUCCGGUCCUUGUCCGUUCUGCAGCUUCAAAACCAACACUUCCUACUCUCAAAACUCAUAUUUUCGAUUCUCGUUAAUAUGCCAUUUCGGUACAGAGCGCACUCCCCCUCUUCCCCACGAUCAUCGCCCCGUCAUUCACGACGCCAAGCAUUAGUCUCAGCCGCCAUCAAAAUAUCAUCCACCUUCGCCAAACUUCUAUUUUCUUAUCAUUUUUAAAAGUGCACUCGUUUGUCUUGUUUCCUGUUUUUGUUUCUUGGCUGUUUUUUUUGUUUGGUUUCUGUGAUAUCUCCUCACUUGAACUGGUCGUUUUCUACUCACUCCCGGCUGGUGGAAUUCACUCUACUGAACUUACGCAAACGAUCUCCACUCGAUUUCGGUCACUCGUUUGGUUUCCUGUUUUUGUUUCUUGGCUGUUUUUUUGUUUGGUUUCUGUGAUAUCUCCUCACUUGAACUGGUCGUUUUCUACUCACUCCCGGCUGGUGGAAUUCACUCUACUGAACUUACGCAAACGAUCUCCACUCGAUUUCGGUUCGGCCCGGUUACGCAGCUAUACAGUAAGUGCACACGCGCAUACUGGACAAUGUGGACCUCGAUUGCUCCCAAACAUUUCCAUUGUCUUUCCAGUCAUACUUGGCACUAUUUCCACCCUUUGAGGUCUCGAUUCUCCACCAAUUCUUCUUUGGCGUGUACACGGUACGCAGGUGCAUUGUUCGGCUCUGUGCAUGAUUGAUUGAUGUUGAUGGUGGUUCCUUUUUUCCAAGUUGGCUGUUGCCUAUUUGGUCGUGGCGCUGCACAACCCUAUUUUCAAAGUUAGCUGACAGAUGAAUCUGCCACCCGCCUAUUUCCCGGGUACAUGCCCCCGCGCCCUUCAGCCUAAUAACAUUUUGCCCGCUCUGUUCACGAGAGCCUGUCAUUUGAUCUUUGCUCUUGUUCGUUAGACCUAAUCUGUCAUUAUUGCUCUUUUCUCUCCGAACAAACAACAACGCAAUGUUAGUCAAAGA
Messenger RNA from Opisthorchis viverrini, 4011 nucleotides. RefSeq lists its product as hypothetical. Bases 1 to 2949 code for a protein of 982 amino acids. The record is from RefSeq and is a predicted model, not a curated record. The transcript has 10 exons. Lineage: Eukaryota; Metazoa; Platyhelminthes; Trematoda; Opisthorchiida; Opisthorchiidae.